CAGACUUCUGGGCUUUCAGAUACCAAAUUAGCCCCUUUGCGCCAUCAUGGCAGGCCAAAGGCUGGCCAGCAAACUACAGGAGGAUGUGACCUGCCCCAUCUGCAUGGAAAUUCUACAGGAUCCUGUCACCAUUGACUGUGGGCACAACUUCUGCCUGCAAUGCAUCAAUCAGGUUGCGAAAACUGCAGAAAAACUCCUUUGUCCCCUCUGCAAACUCUCCGUGAGUAAGGACACGUUCCGGCCCAAUAAGCUGUUGGCUAGUCUUGCAGAGAAAAUCCAGGCUAUGGAUCCUGCUGAGAUCCAACCAGAAGGAGACGAGCCAAGAUGUCGGAUUCAUAAGGAAAAGCUCCAUUACUUCUGUGAGAAGGACAUGGAGUUCCUCUGUGUGGUGUGUCGUGACACCAAGGACCACAAAUCCCACGAUAUCACCUUGAUAGAUGAGGCUGCCCAGAACUACAAGGCGCAGAUUGAGUCACAGGUCCAGGAUUUGGGGCAAAAGGACAAGGAAAUAAUUGAAGAGAAAAAGCGAGGUGAAGGGGCAAUCCAGGUGUUCAGGGCUCAGGUGCAUCUCGAGAAACUAAAGAUUCUUGAGGAAUUCAAGCACCUGCGUCAGCGACUGGAAGAGGAAGAGAGUUUCCUCCUGUCCAGGCUGGGCUGGCUGGAGCAGGAGGGAGCCAAGCAGCUGGAACAGUAUGUCGCUGUGACUAAUGAGCAGCUUAUCUCCCUCAGAAAACUCUCAAAGUCCCUGAAAAAUAAGUUGCAAGUGCCAUCCUUGGAGCUACUGGAGGACAUCAACGACACCUUGAGCAGGAGUAAGGAAUUUCAGUUUCUCAAACCAACCCCACUACCUGCGGACCUGGAGAAAAAAAUCAGUGAAGCAAAAGCACGAUAUGUGUCCAUCACAGAAAGCCUGAAGGAAUUAAAAGACAACCUGAAGACUGAAGGGAAGAAAGAUAAAAGUGCAUUCCUCGAAAGCCUGCAUAUAAAGGAAAUGGAGAGAUGGCACCUGUUACAGAAGAAUUAUUCAGAUUUGCCCACCUCAGUCCCUACGACCCUGGACACAGCCUCAGCUGACCCAAGCCUCACCUUUUCUCAGGAUCUAAAGAAAGCGACUUUAUACCUCAUGGGAGGCACUUCGAAAAAGCAGGCAAAACCUCGACCAUUCUACCCUUUCUACUGUGCAAGGGGUUUCCCAGGCCUCUCCUCAGGCUGUAGGGUGUGGGAGGUGGAAAUCCAGGGGCCAUCAGGUGAGGCUGGCAUGGUGGGCGUGGCCAACGAGUUGGCUCUGAGGUCCCAGAGUCAGAACUUCAGAGCCCCGAGCUGCUUGUGGGCACUACGAAUCUCGUCUUCUGGAUGUCAGCCGUUCACCAACUGCAAAGCCCUGGAGAAUCUCUACACCCAUGUUAAGAAAGUGGGCGUCUUCGUGGAUUAUGACCGUGGAGAAGUCACCUUCUAUGAUGCCAUCACUAAGAAACACAUCUACACCUUCCAAACCUCUUUUGACAGACAGGUCUUCCCCAUUUUGGGGCUCCGAGAUGUCCGCUCCUCUAUCACCCUGAGCCCCUAGGGCUGCUCCGCUGUGGGUUCCUCAAUCUCUUCCCCACCUAUCCCUCAUGACUGAAUGAGAUGCAAGUGGCAGAACUGAAGCUUGGGCCUACUGGGGCACCCUACACACCCUACACACACCCCUUUCCCUGAGUAGAGAAGACAGUGGAAUACCCCAAACACUAAACACAAGGCUCUUCAUCGCGGCACUUUGUGAAAGGACACGAUUGGAAGUAGUCAAACUUCAUCAACAGGCCUUUGGAAAACAUCUGACCGUACCCUGCUUGAGACGCAGGUCUAAGGCAAUGCCCGGCACCCUGGUUGCCCCUUUCUCCACUUCACUGCCUCUAAAUUUGAGCAUCUGAUGCUCAUUCUUUCCUGAAGUCUGAGAUCCAGGGGCUACAUACAGAGUCAGCCAGGCCUGUGCCAAUUAACUGUAGAUGAGGACAGGCUACAAUCAGGGCUGUAACCCUUUGACAUUUCAAAGCAAUGUUGUCACC
This is a messenger RNA of Peromyscus californicus insignis, 2045 nucleotides long. RefSeq names its product E3 ubiquitin-protein ligase TRIM31-like. The transcript is spliced from 8 exons. Bases 47 to 1567 code for a protein of 506 amino acids. Gene Ontology annotation, molecular function: zinc ion binding; protein binding. Lineage: Eukaryota; Metazoa; Chordata; Mammalia; Rodentia; Cricetidae. The record is from RefSeq and is a predicted model, not a curated record.